AUAUAUUUCAAUCCACAAAACACUUUUCCUAUAAUCACCUCAUAAACAAAAUCCCAAAAUAUAAUUCAGAAUGGGUAAGAGUUCUUCCAUGGCAGUGGCAGAGAAGAUCUCUUGGUAUUGUGCAGUGUUUGCCGCCAUGAUGCUGCUGAUGAACUCCUUCCAGGUGGCAGAGGAGGGUUCCACGGAGAUCGUGGAGCAACAACAGCCGUCUAUGAUGAUCACCGGAUAUUCUGAUCGACGGCCAGCAUGCGAUGAAAUAUACGAAGUGAAAGAAGGAGAGACAUUGCAGACGAUAAGUGAGAAGUGUGGAGAUCCUUAUAUUGUUGAAGGGAAUCCUCAUAUACAUGACCACGAUGAUCUUUUCCCGGGUCUUCUCAUUAGAAUCACUCCUUCAUUUUAAUCUCAAGUGAUUAUGUAUAAAUUGUUAUGAAUGAG
Molecule: messenger RNA, 435 nt
Organism: Arabidopsis arenosa
Lineage: Eukaryota; Viridiplantae; Streptophyta; Magnoliopsida; Brassicales; Brassicaceae
Source: the annotation of a GenBank genome assembly